AUGAGUGGCAACCCAAACGACUCCGCGGGUGUCGCCGAAGGUUCCUGCCGUCAAGGAGGUCAAGUCCGGCGCUACAAAGAUACCCUGAAGACUUCCCUGAGGUGCCUGCGAAUCAAUCCGGCCAACUGGGAAGACCUCGCCCAGGAUCGACCGGCCUGGAGGAGGACAGUGAAGACAGGCGCAGCAAUCUACAAAGCCAACCGUAUCACUAUCACCAAAGCCAAACGUGAAGCUCGCAGACGUCAACUGCCGCAAACUCGAAGCGUCAACGCCCAACGGACCCGACCUGCCCACGAUGUCAGUAGACGUUUCUGGCACCAGUCGGUCUUAUUGGGCAUUUUCGAACGAACUUCAGCUCCUGGACGACACCACCAGAUGUUCCCACGUCCACAUCCGCCUCGUCCCCCACGCCAACGAUCGACACUGACCGCACGCCUGAACCCCCACUGCCAUCCUCCUUUCGUCGGCUCAAUAUCCGCAGUUGCACUCACUCCUAACACACCGACAAACAUCAGCCCCAUCACCGCCAACACCAGAGAUGUGAACUCGAUCCCUUUCCUGCUAAUAGAAACGAAGGAGCGAGUCCUAGGAAGCGGUCGUGAGGGAGGAUACACGAUUGUGUCUCCUUCUAUCUCCAUAUCUGUCUUCACUGCAGUCGCACCCUCACCUCACGCAUCGGCCCCGUCGGUCACUUGCGAAUCCAUCGCACAGAGACUGCCGAACUAG
Messenger RNA from Spirometra erinaceieuropaei, 726 nucleotides. NCBI's taxonomy places the organism in Eukaryota, Metazoa, Platyhelminthes, Cestoda, Diphyllobothriidea, Diphyllobothriidae. The record is from the annotation of a GenBank genome assembly.